UGCGCUAGGCUUUGGAAAAAUGAAGCGUAGAAGAACGUAUUUCUUUUAAGAAAACGCGGGGUUUCCAUCACAGGACUUUGCGUCAAAAGCAACGGCGUCUCCAGGCGGUUCGAGUUCUGUUAUUAGUCCCAGGAGCCCCGAAAUGAUGAAGCUUAAGUCCAACCAAACCCGCACCUAUGAUGGGGAUGGGUAUAAAAAGCGGGCCGCCUGCCUGUGCUUCAGAAGUGAAACAGAGGAAGAGGUGUUGCUGGUGAGUAGCAGCCGACAUCCAGACAAAUGGAUCGUUCCAGGUGGAGGAAUGGAGCCGGAGGAGGAGCCCAGUGUUGCUGCUGUCAGAGAAGUGUGUGAAGAGGCUGGUGUAAAGGGGACUUUAGGACGACUGGUGGGAAUAUUUGAGGUGAGUAACAGGGAGAGGAAACACAGAACGUAUGUCUACGUUCUCAUCGUAACCGAGGUCCUGGACGAUUGGGAGGACUCUGUAAACAUUGGGAGAAAAAGGGAAUGGUUUAAAAUAGAUGAUGCCAUACAUAAGUUGGAGAAUCACAAGCCCGUGCAGGCCAGCUACUUCACAGCUCUCCAGGAAAGCUGUCUGACCAGCAACGGGACGCCUCUGGUGGCCACGAUAGGAGAAGAUCUGUCCCCAACCUACAACAUAAGUCAGAGCUCGGUCUCUGGGAUCAGAUAACUAACACGCAGUACUGACACUCCACAAGCUCUUGCCACCACUCUCACUCUUACGUUUGUCUUCUUUUCUAUUUCUCUCUCUCUCUCUCCUUUUCUGU
Molecule: messenger RNA, 782 nt
Organism: Chanos chanos (milkfish)
Lineage: Eukaryota; Metazoa; Chordata; Actinopteri; Gonorynchiformes; Chanidae
Gene: nudt3b
Product: nudix (nucleoside diphosphate linked moiety X)-type motif 3b
Exons: 5
Coding region: 143-685 (180 amino acids)
Biological process (GO): diphosphoinositol polyphosphate metabolic process; diadenosine hexaphosphate catabolic process; adenosine 5'-(hexahydrogen pentaphosphate) catabolic process
Cellular component (GO): nucleus; cytoplasm
Molecular function (GO): bis(5'-adenosyl)-hexaphosphatase activity; diphosphoinositol-polyphosphate diphosphatase activity; endopolyphosphatase activity
Source: RefSeq, a predicted model, not a curated record